Oncorhynchus nerka (sockeye salmon) is the source of this 2735-nucleotide messenger RNA. Its product is annotated as serine/threonine-protein phosphatase 2A catalytic subunit alpha isoform-like. Gene Ontology annotation, biological process: mitotic cell cycle. Lineage: Eukaryota; Metazoa; Chordata; Actinopteri; Salmoniformes; Salmonidae. The record is from RefSeq and is a predicted model, not a curated record. The transcript has 7 exons. Gene Ontology annotation, cellular component: cytosol. The coding region runs from base 342 to 1271 and encodes 309 amino acids. Gene Ontology annotation, molecular function: protein serine/threonine phosphatase activity.
CGUUGCCCGGAUCAGUGUAAUAGAACUCCCUCAUUGAUUGUCGCUCGGGAAAGAAGCUGGGUUGGGUCCACGGAAUUUCAUACAGAGCCAGUUUUCUGCAACUGCACCACGCAUUUCUUUAGCUUUUUCAUAUUAACAUAAGCUUGAGGUACAUGCAUCGCUUAUUUUUAACAAGUAGUUAGCUAGUGCCGAUGGUUUGAACCAAUUUAAAACAGAGUCGGUAACCUAUCGUGCAUUCAUUUUCGACGAAAGCAAAACGAGUGCGAAUGACGAGAACGCAUUAGCUAAACUGGUUUUCAAUAGGUUUUCAACCUAACUAGCUAUCUGAAAUAUAACCAGACAUGGACGACAAGUCAUUCACUAAGGAAUUGGAUGGGUGGAUUGAGCAACUCGGCGAAUGCAAGCAGCUCUCGGAAAACCAAGUGAAAGCCCUUUGCGAGAAGGCCAAAGAGAUCCUGACGAAGGAGUCUAAUGUGCAGGAGGUGAGAUGUCCGGUCACCGUGUGCGGAGAUGUCCACGGACAGUUCCAUGACUUGGUGGAGCUGUUUAAAAUCGGAGGGAAGUCUCCGGACACCAACUACCUCUUCAUGGGAGACUAUGUGGACAGGGGCUACUACUCUGUCGAGACAGUCAGCCUCCUGGUAUCUCUCAAGGUGAGGUACCGUGAGCGAAUCACCAUCCUCCGAGGGAACCACGAGAGCAGACAGAUCACCCAGGUGUACGGCUUCUACGACGAGUGUUUAAGGAAAUACGGAAACGCCAACGUCUGGAAGUACUUCACAGACUUAUUUGACUACCUGCCCCUCACUGCCCUGGUAGAUAACCAGAUCUUCUGUCUCCACGGUGGACUGUCCCCCUCUAUAGACACACUGGAACACAUCAGAGCGUUGGAUCGCUUACAGGAAGUUCCUCAUGAGGGUCCGAUGUGUGACCUGCUGUGGUCAGACCCCGAUGACCGUGGCGGCUGGGGCAUCUCUCCCCGCGGUGCCGGCUACACCUUUGGACAAGACAUCUCGGAGACCUUCAACCAUGCUAACGGACUCACCCUGGUCUCCAGAGCUCACCAGCUGGUCAUGGAGGGUUAUAACUGGUGCCAUGACCGUAACGUAGUGACUAUCUUCAGUGCACCCAAUUACUGCUAUCGCUGUGGAAACCAGGCCGCCAUCAUGGAGUUGGAUGACACACUCAAGUACUCCUUCCUUCAGUUUGACCCCGCCCCUCGCAGAGGAGAGCCCCAUGUGACCCGCCGUACUCCUGACUACUUCCUGUAAAAGAUCUCAAUGCGUGUAAAGCUGUAGAAUCUUCUUAGUCAACGUGAAGGAGAAGGUGGGGAAAAGGGAGCAACCGACCAUCGGUAUAGAGUUGUGACAAAUUCAGCAUCCAUGGACCAAAAAGUGUGCCAUAAUUUCACAAUGCAAAAAAUGUGAGGGGGGGGGGUUUCUGAUUCAACUUUAAAGAAGACCACACAGCCUACACCCACCACAGUCCACUUCCUACCCUCUCUCUGCAUGUUGUAUUUAUGUCUCUGAAAAGGAUUCUUCAUUAUAAAGACUACAGUAUAUAUAUAUAUAGUUAAAAGGGUGCCAUUUUGGAAGGAGCCAGUCUCACAGUACCUGCUGGUUUUGUCAGGUAAAAUAUCUGCUUUGAAUGAAUGCAUCUGCUGAGAUGAAUGCUUAAAUGUAACCCUUGUGUUAGGAGCGUAAUUAAGAUAUAGAAUGGUUUGCCAGAACUAAACUCGGCAUGGCCUCCAACUGGAUGUUUGUGGUAAACAUGAUACGUUGUGACAUUGUUUCAAACAGAAAUUCAAUGGCUUUUUUGUGUGUGUGAAUUUAAAUCACUGUUUUCAGGGUUGGGUGGAAUUUAAUUCUUUGUUUGCACUUUUGUAUUUAAUUUUUUUAUCACAUGACACUGACAAACUACAGCAUUCUGUUUUAUAUUUCACCCCCAGAAAAUAGUGUUUCUGUCACUCACCUGUCACUGUGACUGACAUCUAUUUCAGUAAGAAAUACCUGUACAAAAUUAUAUCCCUUGUUAUACACUGAACAAAAAUAUAAAUGCAACAUGUAAAGUGCUGGUCCCGUGUUUCAUGAGCUGAAAUAAAAUAUCCCAGAAAUGUUCCAUAUGCACAAAAACCUUUUCUCAAAAAUGUUGUGCACAUUUUGUCCAUGGUCAAGAUAAUCCAUCCACCUGACAGGUGUGGCAUAUUAAACAGCAUGAUCAUUACAGAUGCACUUUGUGCUGGGGACGAAAGGCCACAGUUAUGUCAUAACACAAUGCCACAGAUGUCUCAAGUUUUGAGAGUGUGCAAUUGCCAUGAUGAAUGCAGGAAUGUCCACUUCUCUGCCGUAAACUGCCUCAAGAGGCAGUACGUCCAACCGGCCUUGUAACCACGCCAGUCCAGGACCUCCACAUCCGGCUUCUUCACCUGCGGGAUUGUCAGAGGGAGGGGUGCUGAGUAUUUCUGUCUAAUAAAUCCCUUUUGUGGGGAAAACAUCCUGAUAGGCUGAGCCUGGCUCCCAAGUGGGUGGACCUAUGCCUUCGCAGGCCCAAUCAUGGCUGCAUCCCUGAACAGUUGUGAAAUCCAUAGAUUAGGGCCUAAUUAAUUAUUUCAAUUGACUGAUUUCCUUAUGAACUGUAACUCAGCAAAAUCUUUAAAAUUGUUGCAUGUUGCCUUUAUAUUUUUGGUUUAGUAUAGAUACGUCUCUGCUAUACAAUAAAGAUUGAAGUUGCUCCUU